Molecule: messenger RNA, 1723 nt
Organism: Camellia sinensis
Lineage: Eukaryota; Viridiplantae; Streptophyta; Magnoliopsida; Ericales; Theaceae
Source: RefSeq, a predicted model, not a curated record
AUGGCUGGCAGUAUGCGGUGGUUGUGCGGUAGGGGCCUGAUUUUGAUGUUUGAUUCACUCCAUGGAAAAACCUGUUUGCAUUAUGCUGCUUUCUAUGGCCAUCUAGAUUGCCUACAAGCUAUUCUUUCUGCUACCCUUUCCACCUCUGUUGCACAUUCCUGGGAAUUUGCAAGGUUUGUGAAUAUAAGAGAUAAAAAUGGAGCAACCCCAUUGCACUUGGCAGCCCGACAAGGAUGGCCGGGGUGCGUUCAUAUGUUGUUAGACAGUGGGGCUCUUGUUUGUGCAUCUUCUAGAGGAUAUGGUUUCCCUGGGAUUAUAUCACUUCAUUUUGCAGUUCGUGGGGGUUCAUUGGAUUGUGUUCGGGAAUUACUUGCUUGGGGGGCUGAUAGACUUCAUAGAGAUUCAUCUGGGAGGAUACCUUACAUGGUUGCUUUGAGGCACAAGCAUGCAGCAUGUGCAGCAUUAUUGAACCCGUCAGCUCCAGAUCCUCUCAUAUGGCCAUCACCAUUGAAGUUCAUUACCGAGCUUAAUCCAGAGGCAAAAGCAUUGUUAGAGAGGGCACUAAUGGAGACAAACAAGGAAAGGGAAAAAACCAUCUUGAAGGCGAUAGUCUACUCACUUCCAUCGCCUUUGCAUUCUGAAGCUGCGGCUAGUGACAUUAUGUAUGAGGCAACAAAUAGUGGACCUGGUUUUCUUUACCAAAGCUUACUCUUAAUGGUAUUGGGAAAGAGCCAGUCGCUAAGUGGUGGUGGUCCUGGGUGGAAUAGAUAGGAGCUAAAAAGGCGAGGUUUGAACAUCCAAACUAAAAUAAGAGUGCUGGGGUAAAUACCAUUGGGCUAAAAAGCCCUUGGCUAGGAGUAAACAAUUGAGUAGUAAGGUUCCAUGGUUAACAAGAAAUAGCUUUAAGUGACACUAGAAUACUGUAACAUUGUUUUGUUGCUUUGGAGAUCACAAGGUCAUGACAUCGAUGAACAAACACCCUAUCCUAGGAUGUUCUAAUCAAAUUACAUAGUUCAAUUUCUAGCAUAACUACUAAGCACAAAUUUUUCGAACUUGUAUGUCCUUACAUGCGUUAAUGUGCUUCUUUCUUGUGCUUUAGCUGCAUUGCUUUCAGGCACUCACUAAAAUUAAAAGUUAUACAGAUCAGAAAAAUAAAUUAGAAGCAGAAAACCAAGGGCUGCUUCUGAAUUUUGGUUCACAGCUUGAUCAGAGCUUAAAAGGCUGCACAAGACCAUCUUGGGGUCAGUUUCUCAACAACAGCAACAAUGGGGAUGCAUGGAGGAACAUGUCUCUUCAUUUGUUGCUAGUAAAUAUGACGUAUGAACUGAAAGCUGUUGUCUCUUUCAUAUGUUAAACUUGUUAGUUAAUUUUGUUAAUCUUACAUCGUUUUCUCUUAGGCCACUCGGAUACUAGAAUCUAGGAGUAAUAAAUUGACAGAUAUAAAUACUUCGGGAGUGACAACCUUGAAGGAUCUGUCUGAUUCAUUACAAAUCUUUAAAUGCAGGUUUUGGAGUUGGGGAUGAAUUUUUGAACUGCAGAUGAUAUGAGUGCAAUACUUGCUGGAAGAGAAUGGGUUGCUGAAUGUGGGUGAAGUUGCACCUGUCAGGCUUGCAUCUUGAAGGGAAGGUAACAACUAGUAUAUUCUUAUUUUUAGACUAGACUAUGUAUGCAUGCUAUAUUUUGUCAUUUGUAUUAUAUGUUCGUAGCCUAUAAUGAAUUUGAA